This is a messenger RNA of Eleginops maclovinus (Patagonian blennie), 2317 nucleotides long. It is a transcript of the gene rabepk, whose product is annotated as Rab9 effector protein with kelch motifs. The transcript has 7 exons. NCBI's taxonomy places the organism in Eukaryota, Metazoa, Chordata, Actinopteri, Perciformes, Eleginopidae. Gene Ontology annotation, molecular function: protein binding. Bases 418 to 1473 code for a protein of 351 amino acids. The record is from RefSeq and is a predicted model, not a curated record.
GUGGAGGAAGUUGUUCUUGCUCUUUGAGUUAGCAUGUAACGUUAGCAACUUAAUUGUAGUCAGUGUGCUCUAAGUGGCAUCGUUUCUGAAUAAAACUACACUUCACAUUCUAACGAGUGUGUUUUACAAGCCGUCCGUCACAUAUCGUUUACAAAAGGAACUAUUAAAACAUAUUUGAGUUGCUGCUACGAUCGUAGCUAGAUUUCACGUUGCUAGUGGCUUCUGUGGAUACCAUUAGCUUAUGGGAGUUAUUUUAAUCAGAAUAAUGUUUAAAAUCAACAAUGAUUUUGGCCAAAGCUUCUUAAAUAUUAGCUAUUUGUUAUUCGCACUGGACAAGCACUGAAAAUGCAACAGAUCGAUCCCUGAUCAGAGUGAAAAAACAUUAACACCGGGUUAAUUCAUGUAUAUUUGACAGCUAUGGAGUUUCUACCAGUACUAGAUCCUCUGGAUAAACCAAAAGAAGGAAUUUGGUAUUCUUUGAUACCCAGGGGCAGUGCUCCAGGUGUUAGUGUGGGUCACACAUGCACGUUUGUCCCAUCUGCAGAUGGAGGAAAAGGAAGAAUCUUAAUUGUUGGGGGAGCCAACCCCAACGGAAGUUUCUCAUAUUCCAAUAUCAUAAAUCUAGAUAAUCAUGAAUGGGACAUCCCAGAGUGGAAGGGUUUGGAGUCACGGUAUGAACACUGCAGCUUUGUGCCAGAGAGCUGCCCUCAGAGCCUGUGGGUGUUUGGAGGGGCACAGCAGAGCGGCAAUCGCAAUUGUAUCCAGAGUAUACAGCUAGCAGACAGUGAGUCUCGCUGGAAGAAUGUGCUGGUGAAUGGCAAACCCCCUGCUCCAAGGACGUACCACACUAACUCAGCCUGCCUAGGGGACAGACUAUAUGUCUGUUCUGGCGGCGAAGCAGAAGCUGCACCUGUCUCAGACCCCAGUCUCCAUGUCUUUGAUGCAGAGUCUACCACCUGGUCUCAACCAGAAACACAAGGCAAAAACCUGCCGGCCAGACAUGGACACAUUGUUGUAGCAGUUGGAUUAAAGAUUUACAUUCAUGGUGGCAUGGCUGGAGACAAAUUUCACAACGACAUGUACUCUCUUGACACAAGGUGCAUGAAGUGGGAGAAAGUGGCAACCAAAGGAGACAUCCCACCAGGAGUAGCAGCCCACUCAGCUGCGGUUCUGGGAAAGAACAUCUACAUUUUUGGGGGGAUGACUGAAGAUGGCGCCAGCAACUCCAUGUACAGAUUCAACGCUGAAAAAUGUAGAUGGGUCCUCAUGAAGUUUAAAGGGGAUUUGCCACCCAACCGCCUGGACCACUCCAUGUGUGUAUUGCCGUGGAAGGUGUGUGGUGAGGGGAACGGAGAUGGGGAGCAGGCCAGCAGCCCCGCAGCCUCAGAGAUAAUAAACCUGGCCUUUGUAUUUGGAGGAAUGGACACCCAGGGUGUCAUUCAUAAUGACUGUGUUGUGACUGUAGUUACAUGAUGUUGUAAUAUUCAUUAACCAAAGUUAGAAUAAAACGUUUGUAAAGUACCACUCAUUGUUGCAGUGAUCAGCUGACUCCAUGGCUCAAAGCACAGGACAGAAUCACUUCUAAACAAAUGCUCUUUAAAUAAUUUGCUUUUAUCCCAUAAAUCAAGUAAUCUGCAUGUUGGUUCUCUUCAUCAGUACAGAUGCGGACCACAAAUGUACAUUUUAUUUUUAGGGGAAAUGUACAGCCUAGUUUAUUUUUAGGUCUGUUUAGAAAUGUACCGAAACCCCUGCCAAGCUGUGUUUUAGUAGCUAUGUGCACUACUGACACUUAAACUGCACAACACCAUUUAACUCCAGACUAAUCUAUAUUUUUAAUUAAAAAGGUAACCUUUUAGGGGAAAAAUUCUCUUUGAAUUAUACACAGUACAGUAAUUAAGUAUGAAAAAGUAUUUGCAAGGCAAUAGCCAAGCUGUCAGUGUCAUAACUAUAUGCAAUGAAUUAAAAUAAAUGCUAAUAUGCAUGAGGAAUAAACAAUUUAAAAUGUAAUUGUCUGUUUCCCCCCUUUUUUCAAACCCCUGGCUGGAGCUUAAUCAAUUGUAUUAACCCUGUUCUGUUACAAUAAAAAAUAAGGGCCAUUCAUUGAAGCUAAAUAACAUAAAUAUUUGUGCCAAGACAAAGGUUGACAUUCAUUAAAGCAUUGGUGAAUAUAAAGAGCACAAACUUGCAUGGAAAAAACUUUUGAAAUUGUAAAUGAAUGUAAACAAGGAGAUGAAUCAAGUAUCAUUUUGUAUCAAACAUUUAUUUCAAUGUCUUUCCAGAAGUACUAUGACCAGAUUCAAUAAAUAACUUUUAGUGA